Mangifera indica (mango) is the source of this 1513-nucleotide messenger RNA. RefSeq names its product glucan endo-1,3-beta-glucosidase 12-like. The coding region runs from base 322 to 1077 and encodes 251 amino acids. The transcript is spliced from 4 exons. Lineage: Eukaryota; Viridiplantae; Streptophyta; Magnoliopsida; Sapindales; Anacardiaceae. The record is from RefSeq and is a predicted model, not a curated record.
AUGCACAUCUUCAUCAUUACCAUCAUCACUCACGAGUUACUGGUUUGUACACCUAAUUUCCACAACAAUUUUCCCUUUAAUUUUACUUCUUUUUCAAUAUUUUCCCUCCUCUUGCUUGCACCUUCCCAUACUCCAUGUCUUCUUUCUCUGCUCUUAUCUUCCUUCUGCAUUAACAUUUCUAUUUGUACAUAUGACAAACUGAGUGGUACACACUAAAUCUUCUUACGUUUCUCUCUCCGAGGUUUCUCUUCCUUAAUUUCAACCGAAGACCCAGAUUGCAGACAUCUAAUUGAAGAAGAAGAAGAAAAGUUGAAAGCCUUGAUGGGUCGAGGAGCAGUUUUCAUUCAAAAAUUAUACCUUCUAUUUUGUCUCUUCUUCUGUUCAGGUAUAGAAGCAACAGAACAUAAAAACCAAUCAGAAAUGGAGGCAAGGCAACAGCAAUCAAAAUUUUCUAUAUCCACUACUGAAAAAGAUAUCACCACACCUAUUACAACUGUUCCUACUACUCCCACCGCGUCAACUCCAAUUAUAAACCCCACUUCAACCCCGGAAACUACAUCGCCGGUAACUCUGACACCCGGAGUAACUCCGAUCACCCCCACCUCCCCCACCACAACUCCUGCAUCUUUAGGCGCUAGCUGGUGUGUUGCUGCCCAAAGUGCGUCAUAUAACGCCUUACAAGUUGCUUUGGACUAUGCCUGUGGCUAUGGUGGUGCUGAUUGCUCCGCUAUUCAGCACAGUGGAAGUUGUUACAAUCCCAACACACUUCGUGACCAUGCUUCUUAUGCAUUCAAUCAGUAUUAUCAGAAGAAUUCAAUUCCAAGUAGCUGUAAUUUUGGAGGAACUGCCGUUACUACUAGCACUGACCCUAGUACUGGAACAUGUCAGUAUCCAUCCACCAGCACAAUUUCGUCGGUUUUAAACACAACAAAUUCCAACGGUGCGACAGUUUAUGGUGCGGUUCCUAAUCCAGAGAGUCCCUCUACAUCUGGUGCAUCUACCAAACUUCAUUGUAGGCCACAAUUCUUCUCAGCACUUGCAUGGCUUUUUAUGUUGGUGGCCAACCUCUAUCAAUAGAAAUAGAUGCAAGAAUCCUCGUAAACUUCAAGCCACGCAAUUGCCUUAAAGGGUUCUUUUGUUUUCGUUUCCUGGAAACAAGAGGGAUACAUUGGAACAUGCUGAUUGACUGGAGACAUAAAGAUGAAGCCCAAUUUGGGGUAGUCCUAUAAUGAUUUGAUGUAAUAAGUGAGGAAAUUGGCUAAGCUGGUUGACCAAUAGCAUAAAUUUACACCCUCAAUUCAAGUGUUAUCGAAAUAUCACAUCACAGGGACAAGGUCAGAGAGCAAUGCGAUAAGUUUUGUACUGUUAGGAAUCAUUCUUUUUUCUUUUUUCUUUUUUCUUUUUUCUUUUUCUCCUUUAUGCUGUUGAACAUAAACAAGUUGUUACUGAGGACCAUUAUGAUUUUGGCUUCUGGACUGUUUUGUUUAUGAUGAGAGUAAGCAUUUUUCAUAAA